UCAGCCGCAAUAUGUACAAAGCACAUGUUAAAUGCAAAUCAAUUCCCAUUUUGGAAGCAUUAAAUUCCCCUUGAUUGUGUCAUCUAUAUCUCAAGAUCUUCCAUUACAAACUUAACAAAAAAAAUUUCUUGAGAGAGAGAGAGAAGAGAGAUGGAGGCGGAGCAACAGCAGAGGAGCUUCAUUGAGUACACAAGUGGCCUAUUUCGUGAGGGAUUCUUGGAUGUUCAGUUUAGUCAGCUUCAGAUGCUUCAAGAUGAAUCCAAUCCUGAUUUUGUGUUUGAAGUUGUUUCCCUUUUCUUUGAGGAUUCUGAUAGGCUCCUCCAUGAUCUCUCCCUUGCUCUAGAUCAGCAGAAUGUGGACUUCAAGAAGAUUGAUGCUCAUGUUCAUCAGCUCAAAGGCAGCAGCUCUAGCAUUGGUGCACAGAGAGUUAAGAACACUUGCAUUGCUUUCCGCAGCUUCUGUGAAGAACAGAACGUCGAAGGGUGUUUGGGAUGCUUGCAGCAAGUGAAGCAUGAAUACUUGCUAGUCAAAACCAAGCUUGAGGCGCUGCUACGGUUGGAGCAACAAAUUGUGGCAGCAGGUGGAGCAAUUCCCAUAUUGAACGAAUUCUGCUGAAGAAAAUGCAGGAAUAAGAAAGCAAUAGUAAUCUAUUUUGUCACAAGUUUAAGGUUGCGAAAAUAUUUUCAAGAUCAUUAGUAAUUUCUCAAUGUGGGAAUUCUUAUCUGUUUGGAUAUCAUCAAAUUCCAAUUUAAAUGCUUUUAUUCUGAAACAA
Salvia splendens (bonfire salvia) is the source of this 772-nucleotide messenger RNA. Its product is annotated as histidine-containing phosphotransfer protein 1-like. Gene Ontology annotation, biological process: cytokinin-activated signaling pathway; phosphorelay signal transduction system; phosphorylation. Gene Ontology annotation, molecular function: histidine phosphotransfer kinase activity; protein histidine kinase binding. The record is from RefSeq and is a predicted model, not a curated record. Bases 151 to 615 code for a protein of 154 amino acids. NCBI's taxonomy places the organism in Eukaryota, Viridiplantae, Streptophyta, Magnoliopsida, Lamiales, Lamiaceae. The transcript has 6 exons. Gene Ontology annotation, cellular component: cytoplasm; nucleus.